This is a messenger RNA of Indicator indicator, 1353 nucleotides long. Its product is annotated as gamma-aminobutyric acid receptor subunit pi-like. The coding region runs from base 25 to 1353 and encodes 442 amino acids. Gene Ontology annotation, biological process: regulation of membrane potential; nervous system process; signal transduction. NCBI's taxonomy places the organism in Eukaryota, Metazoa, Chordata, Aves, Piciformes, Indicatoridae. Gene Ontology annotation, cellular component: synapse; neuron projection; GABA-A receptor complex. The record is from RefSeq and is a predicted model, not a curated record. The transcript is spliced from 9 exons. Gene Ontology annotation, molecular function: GABA-A receptor activity; neurotransmitter receptor activity; extracellular ligand-gated monoatomic ion channel activity.
CAAGAACUUUUGCAACCACAUCUGAUGAUGUGUAGGCUUAAAUGCUGCAGUCCCAGAAUCUUCUUUCUAUUGAUGCUGUGUAGGUCAAUGCAAAUUCUUGAAGCUGAGGGAAAAGGUGAAAUUCUGCCUCCAACUAUACAAAAAAUAAUAAAAGGCUACAACAAGUAUCUACGUCCUUUUUUUGAUGAUGGUCCUGUGUCAAUUGGAAUGAGCCUGGAUAUUGCAAGCAUAGAUACAAUAUCAGAAAUAAAUAUGGAUUACACAGCUACCAUAUUUCUAAGGCAGAGAUGGACUGAUGAGAGACUUUGUUUCGAUGGUAAUAAGAGUUUAAGCUUAGAUGGUCGGCUUGUGGAAAUGCUUUGGGUACCAGAUACCUUCAUAGUAGAUUCAAAGAAGUCUUUUCUUCAUGAUAUCACUGUGGAGAAUCGUCUUAUAAGAAUAUACCCUAAUGGAACAGUCUUGUAUGCACUACGGAUCACCACAACUGUUGCUUGCAGCAUGGAUCUGACCAAAUAUCCCAUGGACAAACAGACAUGCACUUUGCAACUGGAAAGCUGGGGUUAUAACAUCAACGAUGUCAUGUUUUACUGGACUAGAGGAAAUGAUUCGGUUCGAGGUUUGGAUACGCUCCGGCUGGCACAAUACACAGUAGAAGACCACUUUACCUCAGUAUCUGAAGCAGUAUAUGAAACAGGACGCUAUCCCAGACUAGUGUUUCACUUUGAACUCAAGAGAAACAUCUUAUAUUUCAUACUAGAGACAUAUGUGCCAUCAAUCCUACUGGUUGUGCUUUCCUGGGUAUCAUUUUGGAUAAGCCAGUCAUCGGUUCCAGCCAGAAUCUGCAUAGGUGUUACUACAGUCCUUACUAUGACAACACUGAUGAUGGGAGCCAGGACUUCCCUGCCUAGUGCUAACUGCUUUAUUAAGGCAAUUGAUGUGUACCUUGGUAUCUGCUUCAGUUUCAUCUUUGGAGCGCUGUUAGAGUAUGCUGUGGCUCACUUCUGCACUCUGCAUCGACUCAGCCCAAAGGAAAUCCCAAAGGAAGAGGAUGGAGAGGCUGAAGAAGAGGGGAAUGGAAUCCUGGCAGCACCUGCUAACAGUUGCAGUGUCCCAGACAAUACAAACCAGACUGAUUUAAACAAGAGCAGCAAAACCAGCAGUGAGAGAAAAAGGGAGAGAAGUAAACAGAAUGGGUGCAGUUCACCAGUGGGGGUAAUGAAAAGGCUUUUAUGUAUCUUUGAUUGUUUCCGUGUUAAAAAUCCUUAUCACAUAGACAACUAUGCCAGGUUUUCUUUCCCGUUAUCAUUCAUCAUAAUUAAUGUAUUUUAUUGGGUAUAUUAUUUGUAUUUCUAA